This is a messenger RNA of Knipowitschia caucasica, 354 nucleotides long. The record is from the annotation of a GenBank genome assembly. Lineage: Eukaryota; Metazoa; Chordata; Actinopteri; Gobiiformes; Gobiidae.
AUGGAGCCACGUCUCGCUGAGGCAGAACACAGCGCAGUCUCGGGCCUCUCGCUGGCUCUGGACCUGACACAGAAGCUCGUCCGUCUUGUUGGGCAGAGACUGGACGUUGGCCAGGUAGAUGGAGGGCAAAGGGGUCCUGGAGGAGCGGCUACGAACGAGCAGACCGCCUUGUUUUCCCCGGUGUCUGCGCCUCCUGCGUCGGCUCCCGGUACCCUGCUCCACACCGCGGAGAGCACGCCGGAGACGCCCAGUCCCCCCGCUCUGUUCGCGGCCAUUGCCGCGGCCCGCCUGCCAUGUCUGACGGGCCUCACGAGUGGGGCACUCAAUAAAGUCCAAGCACCUCAGUUCGGGUAA